AUGAGUGCGCACACGGAAUCACUUCUAAAAUACGACACUCCGGUUUCGGUUGGCAAAAGUACAGUUAGAAAAUCAGGAAAGGGACGUCCAUUCAAAGUGAGCCAACAUCAGCCAACGGACUUCCCUGUACCCCCUCCCCCUAAAACCAAAUCAGCAUCACCUGAAGAUGAGGAAAUCCUCAAUGUCAUCUUUCCACCCAGGGAGUGGAUGGAGGGCACCCAGCUAUGGAUACAGCGGGCAUCCAGUACGCCGAGUACACGAGCCGACGUGGUCAACCUGGAAGAAGCGCUUGACAGAAAGUUGCAGCAGAGGCGAGCCUUGGAGACGGGCAUCUGUCCUAUCCGGAGGGAGUUGUACUCACAGUGCUUUGACGAGCUUAUCCGACAAGUGACCAUCAACUGCGCUGAACGAGGCCUUCUGUUACUGCGCGUCAGAGAUGAAAUCCACAUGACAAUCGCCGCCUACCAGAAGCUCUAUGAAAGCAGCGUGGUAUUCGGCAUGAGGAAAGCUCUACAGGGUGAGCAGGACAAAGUGGAUAUGCGGCAAAGAAUAGAUGACCUAGAAAAGGAGAAACAAGAGUUGACGAUGCAGCUAAACGAGCAGAAAGCCGAACGCGUCGCCAACGAGAAGCGAAAUGAUGAAAAACUGGACGCGCAGGAGAAGAGGCACAUGGAACAGAUCCACUUCCUGAAAAAGACCAACCAGCAGCUAAAGGCCCAGCUGGAAGGGAUGGUCUUGCCAAAGAAGUAA
This is a messenger RNA of Nerophis lumbriciformis (worm pipefish), 750 nucleotides long. NCBI's taxonomy places the organism in Eukaryota, Metazoa, Chordata, Actinopteri, Syngnathiformes, Syngnathidae. The record is from RefSeq and is a predicted model, not a curated record.